AUGGACGGUUACGAUGGAACCGUUAGGCUUGGAGCUAUUAACAUGAAGUAUGAUCGCGGCGAAUUUGACUCCGGUGCCGACGUGUCGGUUUCUUCUCCGGUUACUAAACAGAAAGCCGCCGCCGCUAAACAAUUCAUCGAGAAUCAUUACAAGAAUUAUCUUCAAGGAUUGCAGGAUCGCAAAGAUAGACGUAGAGCGCUUCAAAGGAGAGUGCAGGAAUCUCAAUUACCGGUGGAAGAGCAGGAAGUGAUGAUGAGGAAUUUGGAGCGCAAAGAAACCGAGUACAUGAGGCUUCAAAGACGUAAAAUUGGAAUUGAUGACUUUGAGCAAUUAACAGUAAUUGGUAAAGGUGCUUUCGGUGAGGUUAGGUUAUGCCGUGGUAAAAGUAGUGGAGAGAUUUUCGCCAUGAAGAAAUUAAAGAAGUCAGAGAUGCUUAGCCGUGGGCAGGUGGAACAUGUACGAUCUGAGAGGAACUUGCUGGCAGAGGUUGAUAGCCGAUGCAUAGUAAAACUCCAUUAUUCAUUCCAAGAUUCAGAUUUCCUAUAUCUCAUCAUGGAAUAUUUACCUGGCGGCGACAUUAUGACACUGUUAAUGAGAGAAGAUAUUCUUUCUGAAAAUGUUGCUCGCUUCUACAUUGCUGAAAGUAUUCUUGCCAUCCAUUCAGUACAUCAACACAACUAUGUGCAUAGGGAUAUAAAGCCAGAUAACCUUAUACUGGAUAAAAAUGGUCAUUUGAAGCUUUCAGACUUCGGCUUAUGUAAGACUCUUGAUGACAAGUAUUCAACAAUUUUAUUAGAAAAUGAAGAUUUUAACGGUCAAGAAUCAACUAGUGAAACUGAAGGAUAUUUUGUCUCCCCUUGGUUGAUGCCAAAGGAAAAAUUACAGCAGUGGAAACGUAAUCGCCGUGCAUUGGCAUAUUCAACUGUUGGAACUCUUGACUACAUGGCUCCUGAAGUUUUGCUCAAGAAGGGGUAUGGAAUGGAGUGUGAUUGGUGGUCUCUUGGGGCAAUCUUGUAUGAGAUGCUUGUUGGAUAUCCUCCUUUUUGUUCUGAUGAUCCAAGGAUGACCUGCCGGAAGAUUGUGAAUUGGAAAGCAUGCCUGAAAUUCCCCGAAGAACCCAAGAUAUCAGCUGAAGCUAAGGAUCUCAUCUGUAGCUUAUUAUGUGAUGUUGACACAAGACUAGGAACGAGGGGAGUAGACGAAAUAAAGGCUCAUCCAUGGUUCAAGGGUAUUCAGUGGGACAUGCUUUAUGAAUCGGAAGCUGCAUAUAAACCUACAGUCAUCGGAGACUUGGACACACAAAACUUUGAGAAGUUUCCUGAUGUAAGUACAUAA
Molecule: messenger RNA, 1335 nt
Organism: Lathyrus sativus (Indian pea)
Lineage: Eukaryota; Viridiplantae; Streptophyta; Magnoliopsida; Fabales; Fabaceae
Source: the annotation of a GenBank genome assembly